Molecule: messenger RNA, 1290 nt
Organism: Peronospora belbahrii
Lineage: Eukaryota; Oomycota; Peronosporomycetes; Peronosporales; Peronosporaceae
Source: the annotation of a GenBank genome assembly
AUGCAGCGGGUGAUGGUGACACGAUUGCGAAUGCUACCGCGCCCUGUGCAUGAGGCAGCCCAUGGCUCUAUGACUUGUAGGUUUUCUACCAAGACAACGGAUUUUGCUGAUAUUAUAUACGGUCAGGACACAGGCGUGCGCACCGUACAGUUUAACCGUCCAGAGAAACUCAAUGCGCUCACACUCCCUAUGGCGCAGCACUUGACGCAGCGGCUCCACAAGAUCGAAAGUAAUAACACUGUGAACGCUAUAGUGUUUUCUGGAAAUGGAGGCAAAGCCUUUUGCGCUGGAGGAGACAUCCGUGCCCUGGCGGAUAACGGUAAAGAUCCAGCGACGCGUCACGUAGCGCUUGAUUUUUUCCGCCACGAAUACCGUCUGAACUAUCUUUUAGCAACUACUGAGAAGCCUAUUAUCUCUUUCCUCAAUGGAGUCACCAUGGGAGGAGGUGUGGGAUUAUCCAUGCAUGGCAAAUUUGUAGUAGCCACUGAAAAGACACUGUUCGCGAUGCCAGAGACAGCGAUUGGUUUUUUUCCUGACGUGGGAGCCUCAUAUCUUCUACCAAGACUUGGACGCCGCCUUACUGAAGGCGAGGACUAUGUGGCUGACGUAUCCAAGUCACAGGCUCUUAAGGGCCAAGGUCUAGGAACGCACCUCGCAUUGACGGGCGAGCGUCUACAGGGCCACGAGGUGAUUGGUCUUGGACUCGCCACACAUUACCUGCCGACAAGUGAGUAUGAGACGUUAGUGCACCACCUAACGGGUCUAGAGUUUGCCAAACAUGUGACACAAGAGGAGCGUGAUGAGAUGAUUCACGAAGCUCUGGAGGAACUUGAGACUGACGAGGCCUUUCAAGAGAUUGACCCGGAGUAUCUCCAGACGGUUGAAUCGGUGUUCGGCGCUCAUAAUGAGGACGACACAGUGGAAGGAAUUUUCAAGCGUUUAGAGAAAUUGAAUACGAAGUGGUCGAACGAGACGCUAGCAACGCUCAAAAAGAUGUCGCCGUUGAGCCUAAAGGUCACGCUAGAGCAGAUGAGACAGGGAGCCGUGAAGACGUACGCGGAGUGCUUCCAGAUGGAGUACCGGGUGGCUACGCGUAUGAUGGAGAAUCCGGACUUCUUCGAGGGCGUCCGUUCCGUUGUCGUGGAUAAGGACCGUAACCCAAAAUGGACAAAGCGCGACAUUACCAAGGUGACGGCUAAGGAGGUGGAGGCAUUUUUCAAGCCACUGGAUAAGGACCAAGAGCUGAUAUUGUAUCCUUCCGCGACGGCAACAACAGAGAAGAAGGAAUAG